Molecule: messenger RNA, 1458 nt
Organism: Phymastichus coffea
Lineage: Eukaryota; Metazoa; Arthropoda; Insecta; Hymenoptera; Eulophidae
Product: odorant receptor 49b-like
Exons: 7
Coding region: 94-1296 (400 amino acids)
Biological process (GO): sensory perception of smell; detection of chemical stimulus involved in sensory perception of smell
Cellular component (GO): plasma membrane
Molecular function (GO): odorant binding; olfactory receptor activity
Source: RefSeq, a predicted model, not a curated record
GUUUGUUUUAAUAAUACUAUCAUCUCGAGGAUUUCCAACAACUUAAAGCGACAUUGCUGAACUCAGAGUUGCAUCACUGAUAGCUGCCAGACGAUGAAGUACUUCGUUUCGUUUUCUCAAAUGGAUUCAGAUUUUGCUUUGAAGGCCGCGGUCGAUCGUCCGGAAACCGUCGACGAGAUGGAAGAGCGUCGCGCAUUACUGUUCGAAAACAGCGCAUUUUUCCAUAAAGUUGUCGGUUUGUGGCCAAAAGAGGAUCAACCGUUGGGUAACUUUCGAGCUUUGAAAUGUCAUGCUGGCAUUUUUUCUACGAUUGCUAUCGCCAUCAUGCAGUACAGCGUAUUGGCAGUCAACGAUGACAAAAGCAGGAGGGCUGAGUUCUCCAUAGAGGCGGCAAUAGCAAAUAUCGCUUUCAUGAAAAUUCUGCCGUGCAUACUCAACAGAAAGAAAAUGAUAGAGCUGUACCACAAGACACUGGAAAUCAACACGUAUUUAAAAGAGUCGUCGGCAGAGAAGAGAAUCGCCUACAAGUGGCUGAGCUUACAGGUCAAAUUGAUAAGCGGCAUGAUCGUGUCGUACGUUCUUGUGGUUUCCAUGUACUUUUCUUACCCGCUGUACAGAGGCGAUAUCAUUCCUAUUUGCUCGGAGCUCGUGCCAAAAGUGCUUCACCGAUUUCCCUGGAAUAUAUUUGUCUACGUGGCCGAAUUUGCAUUGUGUGCUCUUCGACUAAUCGAAAUAACGUCGUGCGACGCCUACCUCUUAAUUUUCAUGUGCCAACUUUGCAGCGAACUACAAAUCGCGGGCAACGCGAUGCAGGAGAUCGGCAUGCACGACAAACGGUCAAUUUACCGAGCAGUGAAGAAGCACAAAAGGGUACUGGAAUAUGGGCAAAUGAUAUGCAUGGAGUUCUCCUCGGCAGUUGUUAUUCAGCAUCUCGGAAUGUCCAUCGGCAUAUGCUUUUCAGCGAUUAGCAUACUUUACACACGAGAGCAGGGACUCAUGAUCAAAUUUGUGUCGAUCGGAUUGCUGAUGGCCUUCGAAGUACUGCUUCUGUGCUUCGUUGGGGAAAUCAUUGUCGGAGAAAGUCUGAAAAUUGCCAACUAUCUGGAAAACAAAUACGAGGACUUUUUAGACGACACGACGUCGCUAAAAACAAUGAGAUUCAUGUUAUUCCGAUCGCAGAGGCCUUUAAACCUGAGAGUUGGCGGUAGCACCGUUAUGAACCUCAACUUGUUUAGACUGACUAUGAACAAAAUUUUCUCUUGUUUCGUGAUUUUGAAAAGAGCAUUGGCGGAAUAAUCAAAAAACUAAAGUCAGCUUACUUUGAAAAUUGAUCAUCGUGCUUUUUUAAUCUAAAAAUAGUUGCAAACUGCUUGAAAUAUUACAUGUAAUUCACUCGGUCACUAGAAAUUCGAAGCGUGCACCAAGCCAAUAAGCACGUACUGUAUUGAAGAGACGAAG